AUGUUUCCUACUUUCACCGGCACGUCGAGGAGGCCUCGGAACGUCAACCUCAGUGGCCAGCGAAAUACGAACCCCUGGGCCACCCCAAACUGGGCUACGUCCGGUUCUGGUGCUUCCAAAACGGUAGCACAGGCUCAGAUUGAGCGUGAAAAGAGGCAGAGGGAGCGGGAUGAGUUGAAUGCUGCUAAGAGGCUCCAGAGAGUCUGGAGGGGACAUAGCGGCCGACAAGGCUUCAGGCGGACAUGCAGACAAGAGUACGAUCGUCUAUACCACCAAGCCGCACUCCACGAUGCGCCGGAUCGAGUCACUGAUGCUCUACCCCUUCUCCUCGCUCUCUUUGACCCAAAGCAGGCGGAGGACCAGCGACGCCUAGACCUAUUCGUGAGAGAUUUAGCCGGUUUACGUACGUCCGCAACCCACAUCGGAAUUUCCGACCCAACUUCGUGGGAUCGGCUUGAGCGGCUCCUUAUCAGAGCCCUAGAAAAGCGUGCCGUGACCUCGUCCCAGCCCCUUGUCAGCCUCUUGGUUGACAUAGUGAGGAAAAGGCCGAUUUCUCUCGCACCCGUCUUAGACCAAUACUAUAAACUGCUUGCGCGAUAUUACGAGCAAAGCAGCAAUGCAGAAAUCUCGGUAGAAUACCAGCAAAUCCUGACUCGGGCAGCCACCGCGCCAUUGGAAGCAGUAUUUGAAGGAGCAAUGCCCAUUGUGCGAGCGUACCAGGCUUUCUCCUUCUAUUUUCUCACCUCGUCAAGCCUGUCUUUCUUACGCCGAGACCCCUCUCCAAUUGCACGCUGCUUGAAUCUGCAGGCCUUAUCGCAGAGCGUAAUCGAUACCUAUUCGGGGCGGGAACACAUAAGCACACUGUCAAAGAAAGGCUCUCUUUGGUUGCUGGCGCAUUUCAUCGCCUUGAAUAGAGCAGCGCCGGUCUCCCAAGGCUCCAAGUAUCUCGAGGCUCUCUAUCUCCAGUUAUCUAUCCUUGCCGAUGAUAUCCGAAUGCGCCAUGGACAGCACGGCAACCAGAACGGUCUCAGUCAUAGCGAUGAGGCAUCCGAUGACGCUAUUGAAGACGAAGACGACUUCCCUCAAUCCGACUGGGUGUUCGAACAGCUCGACUUCCUCGUGAACGAAGACGGCAUCUCGGAAUUGCUCAACAGGUUUACCUCGACAGCUCUGUCGUCCGAUCGUCUUUCAGAAGACGCCAGUCUACUUGCAGGCUACACUUUAGUGUUACUAAGAUGUUUCCCUAGCCAUGGCGAUGAUAUCAAAAUGCGACUUUUCCAGGGGGAUAUUUCGACAACUGAUCCAGCGGGUCCCGCGUCGACGCCGUCCGUCAAAUAUUUCUGGAAAGCGGCUUUAAAUACCGAGAUAUUUCAGAGCAUCAUGCAGCCCAGAGCUCAACAGCAACCUACUCUGGUCGUCAAUCUGCUACAAUCGGAGCCCAUCCACGACCGAGAGUGGCGGACUAUACUCUUAUUCCUAGAAUUAUACAACUUCCUCUUGAGAGUUACAGAUGACGAGGAUUUUUUGCCAAUGGGAGGUCAGAUAUCAUCGCAGCAGAGCCCCGCAACUAUGCGUAUACGCUCGAGCAGUCUCAGCCUCGAUGAAUUGCAGCAACUCGUCAACUUCCUUAAAAAUCUCUCGUUCCCGCUCUAUUAUAAUUUGCUAGAUAUCAUGCCGCCCACCUCCGGACCCACGCGUCUGCUAAACAGCCUCAUGGGAAUCAGUUCUAGAAAGCCAAGCGAGCAAGAGGAAGCCACAAAACCCACGCCAUCGGUAUUCGCUGGAAUCAUCGGCAUGACUGUUCUGGGUCUGAGAAGCGCGUCCACAACCACCAUGCGCUCUUUAUACGAAAGAGACUCUCGUCGCCGUUUUCUCCCCGCAGACUUCUGGUUGAUGACCUCAAAAUUCGACAUGGAUAGCUUUAUUUCGGCAGUCGUGCUGGAGGAACAGCGGAAGGACCAGAUGGACGAGGACAAAGAAUACGAGGACGACUCAGACGAGGACACUCUUAGCACUUUCCACACUUUCACUGGGCAGCGCCUCUCACGCGCAGCUCAAAUUGAGAAACGUCGUCGCCUGCGAAAGGUCCAGCGCGAACAGUUGCUCUCCCAGGUCGGGCCGAAACUCGAAAUCCUCCGAAAUAUGCCCUUCGUUAUUCCUUUCGAAGUGAGGGUCCAGAUAUUCCGCCAGUUUGUGUAUCUAGACAAGUCCAAGCGCCGAGGUGGCCACGUCGACCCUGACCGAUGGCGGCUGUCGGUGAUUUCGUCCGAGGGCGGGUUUAAUGAACAUUCCGUCAGAGGGAGGGAUAUCCUCGGCCGUCAUGCGGCUCGUGUGAAACGUGGUGAGGUAUUCGACGACGCGUACAAGCAGUUUUAUCCCCUCGGCGAGGGGUUGAAAGAGCCAAUCCAGAUAACCUUCGUUGACCAAUUCGACCAGCCCGAAGCCGGUAUCGAUGGCGGCGGCGUUACUAAAGAGUUCCUCAUCAGCGUUACGGACGAGGCCUUCAAGCCCGGGCCAGGCGGCCCCAGCCUCUUUGUCACGAACAAUCAGAACCUCUUAUACCCAAAUCCGACCGCAUUUGAUGACCUCGCGGAGUUUCUCCGUUACGAAGGAUACUCGGAAGGCGACGUCGAAUGGAAGACGCACAUGGCAGACCUUUCCAAGCGCUACGAGUUCCUCGGCCGUGUGGUGGGCAAGUGCAUGUACGAAGGUAUCCUCAUUGACAAGGCUUUUGCUGCCUUUUUCCUCCUCAAGUGGUCAUCGUCAGGGCAAAGCUCGCCAACUGACUACCGUGCGAAUUUGAACGAUCUACGAGACCUUGACCCCGAAUUGUAUCAAGGGCUCAUCAAUCUCAAAAACUAUCCUGGCGAAGUUGUCGACCUUGCAUUGGACUUCACAAUCACAGAUCAGUUCUCAGGCCCCCAAGGGGUUCGCACGGUCACUCGCCCGCUUUACAAGAACGGGGAGGAUAUUCCCGUCACCAACGCGAACCGCCCCCUGUACAUCUCGUACGUGGCGAAUCACCGGCUGGUAGCCCAACCCUAUCGACAGACCAAGGCUUUCCUUCAGGGGCUCGGAUCCAUCAUCAACCCCUCCUGGCUGUCGAUGUUUAACCAAUUGGAGCUUCAGCGCCUAGUAGGGGGGGAUAGUUCGGAGAUUGACGUCGAGGACUUGCGGCGUAACACCAUGUACUCGGGUCUCUACGCUAUUGGCGACGACGGGUUGGAGCACCCUACGGUCCAGAUGUUCUGGGAGGUGAUGCACGGGCUUCAAGAUUCGCAGCGCCGCGAAGUGCUCAAAUACGUCACAUCGACACCGAGGGCGCCACUGCUAGGCUUCUCUCAGUUGAGCCCGCGUUUUAGUAUUAGAGACAACGGGACCGAUGAGGAUAGAUUGCCGAGCACCAGUACAUGCGUCAAUCUCCUGAAGCUACCUCGUUACAAUUCAGUAGGGACGCUGAGAAGUAAGUUACUAUACGCCAUCCAGUCCGGAGCCGGGUUCGACUUGAGCUAG
Durotheca rogersii is the source of this 3513-nucleotide messenger RNA. RefSeq lists its product as uncharacterized. Gene Ontology annotation, molecular function: ubiquitin protein ligase activity; protein binding. Lineage: Eukaryota; Fungi; Ascomycota; Sordariomycetes; Xylariales; Xylariaceae. The transcript has 4 exons. Bases 1 to 3513 code for a protein of 1170 amino acids. The record is from RefSeq and is a predicted model, not a curated record. Gene Ontology annotation, biological process: protein polyubiquitination; ubiquitin-dependent protein catabolic process.